Molecule: messenger RNA, 584 nt
Organism: Linum tenue
Lineage: Eukaryota; Viridiplantae; Streptophyta; Magnoliopsida; Malpighiales; Linaceae
Source: the annotation of a GenBank genome assembly
AAAUCAACUCCCUACUCAUUAAUUGCGUUUUUCUUAUAACGACUUGUGUGACCUUCCAAAGUUUGGAUUAACAACCAGCUGGAAUGUUUGAGCAGGUUGGGUGAUGAGCAAGCAAGCAACAUGCCGGGUUACAAAUGCUUCCUAUUAGCUUGUUGAACAAGUAAAAAAGCAGGUGUUCGAUUGAGAAUUUCGCUGGCAUGGCAUGACACGGUGGUGCAAGCUAGUUCCUGCGUGGGUGGUGUUUAGGGAUGGUCGGGAAUUGCAAGUUAGGUUCCAAGAAGAACCCAACUACAAGAAGAUAUUAGAGACAGAAGCCAUUAAACGCCCGAUGGGAAGCAUCAUGGGCACAUGCACGUGUGGGCACCAAAAGAAAGAAAGAAGGCAAGAAACAUCUCAUCAUCUAACAAACCAACAGGAACCAGCAAGCAAGCAAGCAGGCAUUGAUGGAGAAAAGUAGCAGUACUACUGCUGUAGUGGUAGCGAUGGGAUGAGAUGGAAAGAAGCUGCCUACUGGUCUGGUCUGGGGAUUAAUUAAUAUAUACGUGGAGUAGGAAGAGAUGGGAAAUGUUUGAACGCGGGGCAGC